AAACGAAAAGAAAGGAAACUGAUACAAAAGGAGCCAUACGAAAAACAAAGUACUCCUUUAUAAUCAUGUCUGGCUCAUCAUUUAACAGAGGUCCUGCCUAUGGGUUUUCUGCGGAAGUCAAAAGCAAGAUUGCUGGAAAGUAUGACCCUCAGAGAGAGGAGGAGCUAAGGGUCUGGAUCGAGGAUGUGACAGGAUGUGUUAUUGGGGAGGACUUCCAGAAAGGCCUGAAAAAUGGUGUCAUCCUGUGCGAACUGAUCAACAAACUUCAACCUGGCUCUGUGAAAAAGAUCAACUCGUCCACCAUGAAUUGGCAUCAGCUGGAGAACAUCACCAACUUCAUCAAAUCCAUCCAAACGUAUGGCCUGAAGCCCCACGAUAUCUUUGAGGCCAAUGACCUCUUUGAGAGUGGGAACAUGACCCAGGUCCAGAGCACCCUGUUGUCUCUUGCUGGCACGGCCAAGACCAAGGGCUGCCAGUCCCGAGUGGACAUUGGGGUGAAGUACGCAGACAAACAGGAGAGGCUAUUCGACGAGGAGAAGAUGAAGGCCGGACAUUGUGUCAUCGGACUGCAGAUGGGGACGAAUAAGUGUGCCAGCCAGGCGGGCAUGAACGCAUACGGCACCAGGAGGCACCUUUACGACCACAAGGCUCACAUCCUGCCCCCCAUGGACAACUCUACCAUCAGUCUGCAAAUGGGCACCAACAAGGGGGCCAGCCAGGCUGGCAUGACAGCUCCAGGAACCCGCCGUGCCAUCUACGACCAGAAGCUGGGCACAGACAAGUGUGACAACAGCACCAUGUCGCUGCAGAUGGGCUCCAACGCAGGUGCCAACCAGAGCGGGCAGAACUUUGGCCUGGGUCGUCAGAUCUACGACGCCAAGUACUGCCCCAAGAAUGAGGAGGGGGUGAACGGGGCCGGGGCCGACUAUGUUGCCGACUACCAAGACGAGGGUUACCAAGAAUACAAAGAUGACACGGUGCCGGUGUACCAAGAAGAGGGGACGGAUUAUUAAGUGGGUUGUGCUUGUUGAAGAUGGUAGAAACCUCAAUGAAGGUGUUAUCAAAGUUAUUAGUAACAUAUGAUUUUCCACCUUUUGGGUGAUCUCAUUUUGGUGUUGGACAAUAGUUCCCUCUUACCCUCAUUAAUUGCUGGUUAGGACAAAUAUACACAUAUCCCACAUGUACUAUAUAUUAGUAGGUUUUUAUAUACCUGUUGAAAUGGCUAUACGUAUGUUUUUUUUAAAAGUGUAACUGCUAAAGCCAGUGCUGGUGUCUGAGCUGUGAUUAGCUUUUUUCUCACAGGGAAUUUUGUAAAGUGCCAAAGCCCCCUUGCCAGUUUCCCCCUAUACUAAUGUAAGUAGGUCGAUUAUUAUUUUUUUUAGUUCAUUUUUUUCUUUUAUUUAUUUUUAUAAAGGGGUGGUAUUUAUGCCAAGGAUUUUCAUAUACAAAUAUUGCCUAGAAUCCAUCUAAGAUGGGUUUCAAAGAUUUAAAAAUCAUCUGUGUUGAGACGGGAAAAAGAAAGCGUUUAAACUUUCAUUGGAAUGUAGAUUUUAAAAAAGAAUUCAGUUCAAAAAAUGGAUUGUUCCAUAUUUGGAAUUUACCCAUCCUUGUAUUUAUAUGCCUAAAAGUCAUAUUGUUAAUGUAAGCUAUUUACAUUUCCUUAACUGAUGUGAAUUUGUUAACUGUUUGUAUCCCUUCAGUACUUUUACUUGGUAAUAUAAAAGACAAGAUGUUUUGUAGUAUCUGUUGAGAACGAGAAAAUAAUGUGUUUUGUGAACAUACCACCGUCUCAUUAAUCUCCCAUUCUGUUCACUUUUUAUGUAUGCUGAGUACUGAUCAAAUCAUUUAAAAAAUAUAUAUUUUAGGAAAUAUUUUGUUUGCAAAAUCAGAACUGGAGCCAAGGUUUGUUUUCUUUGGGUUAGAGUAUCUUGGAAAAAAAACAUUCAGGCUUUCAACAUUCCAUGCUGGAUACUGGAUUCAUUUUGUCAGGUCUCUUCAUUGUUUAAUGUUUUACUGGAUUCACUGACUGAAAAGAGGACCAGACUUAUUUUAGAUUUUUAUCUCUGCCAUUCAAAGGGAACUUUUUUUUUUUUUAUAUUUCUGAUUUAAAUAUUUUUUUUUUUUUACCUAGACUGAAGGAAUUUGCUUUUACUACCUUUGGUAUUAUAUACAUUCCUUGUGCUCUGCUACGGGUCCGUCUUUUUAAUAUGAAUGGAAACAUCUGUUAACGUUUGGAAGUGUACAUGACUAAAGUGAAAUAAAGAUGGACAUUGAAUACCAACCAGA
Salmo salar (Atlantic salmon) is the source of this 2286-nucleotide messenger RNA. RefSeq names its product calponin 2 (gene cnn2). NCBI's taxonomy places the organism in Eukaryota, Metazoa, Chordata, Actinopteri, Salmoniformes, Salmonidae. Gene Ontology annotation, biological process: actomyosin structure organization; actin filament organization. Gene Ontology annotation, cellular component: focal adhesion; actin cytoskeleton. Gene Ontology annotation, molecular function: actin filament binding. The record is from RefSeq and is marked provisional.